Triticum urartu is the source of this 694-nucleotide messenger RNA. The record is from RefSeq and is a predicted model, not a curated record. Lineage: Eukaryota; Viridiplantae; Streptophyta; Magnoliopsida; Poales; Poaceae.
ACAAUGGCGAGUCCAGGAACCGUGGUUCCUAGCGUUGAGAUAUUGGCCGUGAAGGUGAACUUUGGUGUCUUUUGGGAGGUGAAGAUGUUGGCCAGCUUUCUAAGAUGCUUCCCCAACAUUGGCACGCUGCACAUCGAGUCUGUACCGCAUGAUCCAUCAGUGGCCGCUCAUGAACCCACCGGAGAGCACCAUGCUAGGUUCUGGCAGGAGGCCAGUCCAGUCGAAAGCUUGAGAUUACAUGUCAGGAGCUUGUUCAUCCACAAAUUUCAAGGGUAUCAAAACGAGUUUGCAUUCCUCAAGUACGUGGCCUUGAACGCGCGGGAGCUGCGAGCAUUGCUGGUCGUGUCACCUGACAAAAAAAUUGCUUUGGCACUGGCAGAAGAGGUGAAUGAGAUGGCAAAGAAAUUGGACUGUCCGCUAUUUCAGCCAUGGACUACUAGAGGGUUGUUGGAGUCACCUAGAGUGCGCAAUGUUUUGAUCUCUCCUAAAGUACCCUUUCUCGGUGUCCAUGACCCUUUUCGCUGGUGAACCAGUGGUUGGCUAUGUGUUCUCCUGAUCCCAGCUUAUUUGGGAAUCAUUGACUGCUCUACUUCAAGGUCAAGUUGUUUAGUUUGUAAGGUGUGUGAUCUCCUAAGAUAUGGUAGGUUUCAACUUACCAUGAGUAUAUUGUGAACAAACCCUUGGGUUUAUAUGA